AAGCAUCAGCGGCGGAGCGCUCGAGCUUGGACACCUUUAUCACUGGCUGUUCAGUUCUGGUCUGGGGAAAGACUCGGAGGACUUCACGGCCGCGGAAUCACCAUGAAGACCGUCAGGGUGCUCGUCCUCCUCGUAGUGUCUUUCCACUUCCUCACAACAGUUUUAUCAGACGAGACAGAUGAAACAGUGGAAGAAACAAAGCCCACAGCAAAAGCAGACACUGAAGGGGGACAAAAUAAGGGAUCGACAGUACCAACAAAUACACCAGCAGCCACAACAAUUCCUGUAACUGCUUCUGCUCCUGCUAAAUCCGGAGAAACAGCAACUGAGAGCAAAGCAGAAGUUCCAGUGAAAGAGAAGAUUACAACCCCCAGUGCUCCUGUGCUCACAACUCUUAAGCCUCUGCAAGCAACAGGAUCAGCGCAGCCAAGGGAUGUGGGCACUACACCCCCAGCUCUAGCAAAGGAUCAUGAAACAGACAAAGGGGAUGGCAUGACACUCAAAGACGAGACUCCAGAAAACCAAGGCAACUCGUCCGAGACCUCCCAGAUUAAUGUGGUGUCAGAUUUAGGAAUCAUUCCACUGAGCACCGAGAAAACCCCAACACCAGACAACGGUGCUCCAAGUGUUGCUCCCACCACAGUUUCUGGAGAAGGGAAAAUGAAAGACGACACCACAAAGACAGAAAAGAAUGGUCCUCACAGUGGAAAAGAACCGCCUUCCAAAUCAGACAAAAAGCUGCUGUGGAUUCUCUUGCCUGUCCUCGCAGUGGGAGUGGCUGCUGUCGUCUUCCUUCUCAAAUUCAAAUGCAUGAAAGUCCACGACCACACAGAAACCAUUGACAAUGGCACUGAAAAUGCCUCUUUCCAGAGCAGGCCUGACAGCACCAAAGAUGGAGUCAUGCUUCUCGGGGUGAAGUCAUCAGGCGCAGAGGAAAAUGCGGCUGCAAGAUAAAAACAAGGGCAGGACCAGUCAGACUGAGAUCGACCGGAGGAUGAGUCAGACCCGUCGCCCACACACUGAUGGUCAGGAGGAACUGCUCGGAUGUUUGUAUGUCUUAAAUACUGAAACCUGACAGAAAUCAAGUUUGAAGUGGAGAAAGGCGUGUUGUGAUUUGGAAAAUGUUGAACCUGGGUUUGUGUAUGAUUCUGUAUGCUGAACACUUAGGAUUUUUUUUUUUUUUUUUUUUUAAGAAAGAACACUCAAAUAGUCCUGUCCAUGAAAUUCACCUUCACUUGCACCAUAUACUGUAAGCUUUCACUGACUGUGAUCAUAAACCUCAGAGUGAGUAAGCUUGUUCCUCAUGACUUUAUAUUAUAAAUCAGACUUGAUAAAUAUGGGUCCAGGGUGUAUUAAAUAUAUUACAACAGGAAUGCUAAUCAGCUCAGCUCCUAGUCACAGAGUCAGACUGAAAAUCAUAUGCACCAAGCUUUGGAUUCUAUAUUAUAAUUCUUCUAAGAAUGAAUAAAUACAAUCCUAGUUCUCCAGUCUCUUUGAAUUGAUAAUGUAGAUUUUUUUAAUACACUAAGCAGAUGCAUUAUUGUCUGAGGACUAUGUUAAAUAAAACCUGAAUCUAUAAGCUCACUGAUUUAUUUCAGUAUACUGUUGACUAAGACAAACCUUUAUGUAUUGCCACAGCUCUUGCCUUUUUACAAGUUGGGCUACAAACACAUUUUUUUGUACAGUGCACUCAGUUCACAUCUAUCACAUAUUUGAUGUAAUAAAUCAUUGUUCGUUUCAUAGUUGUUGUUUUUAUUACUCUCCUUGUCUUUGGAUGGCUUGUUGCCCAUCGUUUAUCUACCUUUUGUUGUUUUGUGGAUUAUGACGGCAUUCAUUUGUUAUUGCUUAGAUUUGUAUUGUUGUGCAUCUUCUCCAAAAGAGGUUGUAAGUGCCCCAUCGCUGUCUCUUCACUUUUUACUGUAUGUAUCUAAGUUAAGUUUUGUUUUCGAUGUGGUAGUUUACAUGUCCUCUCUGCUUCUUGAUUGGAAUCUUUUGUUGAACCAGCAGACUCGUCUUGCUUUACCAUAACAUCACAAGCAACUUUGUUUGCUCUCUGCUCUGUGCACUUACGGUGUUUUGGUGUAUUUUUGACAAAAUAUUACAUUCAGUACAGUGACGGCAGAGGGCUGUAUGUAUUUAAAAAUUCUGGAAGUGCUUUCGCAUGUUCCUGAAUGGCAUAUGACUGUAGUUGUUGCUCUUGUCCAUCAUUAAAUCACUCCUAAAACCCA
Messenger RNA from Myripristis murdjan (pinecone soldierfish), 2228 nucleotides. RefSeq names its product mucin-2-like. Lineage: Eukaryota; Metazoa; Chordata; Actinopteri; Holocentriformes; Holocentridae. The coding region runs from base 103 to 954 and encodes 283 amino acids. The record is from RefSeq and is a predicted model, not a curated record. The transcript has 13 exons.